GCAUUCACUUGAAUCAUAUUCACCAGUUAUACUCACUCACUCAUAAUACUCAGUUUUCACUGAUCAAAGUUUGGAAAAUGUGUAGACUAUUCGUGAUAUUCGUUGUGGUGUCUGUUAUUGGGCUGACUGCAGCCCAGAUCAACUUCACUCCAAAUUGGGGCAAACGAUCCCUUCCAAAUGAAGUCAAGACAGAAGAGGCAUCGAGCAGGGGUAACUACUGCCACGAUGUGGAUGACAAUGCCAUCAAGUUAGUCUACGAGAUCUUGAAAAGUGAGGCCAAGAAGCUGGUGGAAUGUGAAAGACUAUAUCGAAGUGAUAUCCAUUGAUUAUGUUUGGUAGAUACGACUGAUUAGUAAUAUCGAAUAAAGUGAUAUCUUCAA
Molecule: messenger RNA, 380 nt
Organism: Phaedon cochleariae (mustard beetle)
Lineage: Eukaryota; Metazoa; Arthropoda; Insecta; Coleoptera; Chrysomelidae
Source: the annotation of a GenBank genome assembly